CUUGAUGAGGAAAAACAGCAGAGUGCAAAAGCUUUAUUGUUGCUCAGUUGCAGUAGAUUCCUUCCCACCUGUAGGAGGAUAAGAGGACACUGAUGAGCAGUGACAGACGAUCGUUAUCCAUAUUCUAGGUUGGAAGGGAGAUCAGGUUCACCACUCCCACAACACAGACUGAGGGAUGCCACCAACAUCCGGAUGAUCAAGUUGAGCAUGCGCUGAUCAAGGUUUGAACAGAUGCUUAAUUAAAACAUUUGCAUGCGUAAAAAAAGUUUUCCAAACUAGAAGGGGCGGGGUCAUGUCGCCCUCUGUUGCGGAUCCCAGCGCGCGUGUUCGUCCCUCUGUUAUAAAGCAGACGAGGACAAGCCCGAAAUGGCUGGACGGGACAAACCUUGACGAGGUUGACGGCACUGAGCAGAAGCAGCCAGCGGACAGGUGGCUGUCAUCAUCGACGCACACGGCUGCGACAGGAAACGCGCAAAGGACACGCUCGAGAUGUUUGAUAUAAAACACAGCUGACCACAGGGAGAGGGGAGGAGAGCGGAAUCCAAAGUGACUUUUGAGGUGACACACAAGGAGACAGACAUCGGGUGUCUGGGGGGAGAGAGAGAGAGAGAGAGAGAGAGAGAGAGAGAGAGAGAGAGAGAGAGAGAGAGAGAGAGAAACAAAUCCAGAUGAAAGUGGGUAAAAUCUGUAGCUCAUUUUUUUCACAAUUGGUUCUUUUAUGAUUCUCAACGUGGAACGAGAGAGCGCACCAGCAGUCUGACAAAGCUGCACUCCCUCGAAGUUUGACAUCCCCAGCGGGCUGCAGAGGGAGUUCCGCUCCAUCGCUGCUAUGGAGCCUCGGAAGUGUACUGGAUCUGUAUUGAUUGGAGUUUACCUGUUGGCGACAUUCUGCUGUAAAGGUUGCGAUGGUGGUGUGUACCAAAGGAAGCUGUACCACGACCUGAUGGUGAACUACAGUCGUCUGGAAAGACCCGUCCACAAUGACUCUGCACCCAUCGUUGUGGAACUCGGCCUCACGCUGCUACAGAUCAUUGACGUGGAUGAAAAGAACCAGGUGAUGAUCACGAACGCCUGGCUGCAGCUGUAUUGGACGGACGUUUACCUUUCAUGGAAUCAAGAGAGCUACCCUGGGGUUCAGAACCUGCGCUUCCCUUCUAAUCUGGUAUGGGUCCCAGAUAUCCUGCUCUACAACAGUGCUGAUGAGAGGUUUGAUGCUACGUUCCAUACAAACGUGCUCGUAAAUGCUUCAGGAUCCUGCCAGUACAUCCCACCAGGCAUCCUGAAGAGCACCUGCUACAUCGAUGUACGCUGGUUCCCAUUCGAUGUGCAGAAGUGUGACCUGAAGUUCGGCUCCUGGACACACAACGGCUGGCUGCUGGACCUCCAGAUGAUGGACGUGGACAUCUCCACCUACAUACCCAACGGGGAGUGGGAUCUUGUUGGUGUGCCGGCUAAACGUAAUGAGCUGUACUACGACUGCUGUAAGGAGCCGUAUCCUGAUGUGACGUUCACGGUCACUAUGCGCCGCAGGACACUUUACUACGGCCUCAACCUGCUCAUCCCCUGUGUGCUCAUCUCUGGUCUGGCCCUGCUGGUCUUCCUGCUCCCUGCUGACUCUGGAGAGAAGAUAUCACUCGGCAUCACAGUGCUGCUGUCUCUCACGGUGUUCAUGUUGCUGGUAGCAGAGAUCAUGCCGGCCACUUCAGACUCCGUUCCUCUGAUCGCUCAGUACUUUGCUAGCACCAUGAUGAUCGUGGGCUUGUCUGUGGUGGUAACAGUCCUGGUGCUGCAGUUCCACCACCAUGACCCCCAUGGAGGGAAAAUGCCAAAAUGGGUCCGAGUCAUCCUCCUUAACUGGUGCGCUUGGUUUCUCCGCAUGAAGAAACCUGGAGAGGAAAAUAAGACCGCUGUGAGUUCCAGCUGCACCGCAGACUACAAGUACGCCCACCAUCCUCCGCACCAUACCAGCUCCAGCAGCAUUGCGAUGAGCACCAUACCAGGGCAGGCGCCCACCCAGUCAACCACGACCAACGGGAACAUGAGCCUGUACUUUGGCUUACACUCGAUGGGCACAGAGAACCAUGCAUUCCCACCAAGCACUGAUUCAGGGGUGGUGAUGUGCGGCGGUGGCGGUGAUCAUCUGAACGUCUCCUCCCCGCAUGACGUCCACUCAGAACACACGCGGGCAUUGCUGCUGGAGCAGGUUCCGGAGAUUUCGAGGAUCCUGGAGGAAGUGCAGUACAUUGCCAGGCGCUUUCGAGAUCAUGACGCGGGAGAGGCGAUCUGCAGUGAGUGGAAGUUUGCAGCGGCAGUGGUGGAUCGGUUAUGCCUCGUGGCUUUCUCGCUCUUCUCCAUCAUCUGCACCUUCACCAUCCUCAUGUCAGCUCCCAACUUCAUUGAGGCUGUGUCCAAAGACUUCACAUAAGGCUGAUCUCUUCCCUCUCUGAGUGGGAACAGAAAGGUUAACAUGAAACAUGACAAACUGUUGUUUGCCUCUCUGCUGGCCCUGUUGUACCUCAUCGUGUACCGGACCAUGUCUCAUCACAAUAUGUUGUCAACACUCCUUCCCUUCAGGCUUUCCUUUCUGCUCAUUAUCUUUCACUUACUUUCCCAACAGCAGCUCUUCACAUCUGCAACUGUCUGAAUGUCUUCAACAGUUACACAUAGUACAGCUGCUAGAGUUCUGUAGACAGUUUUAGGUAAAGCUUGUUCAGGCCUGUAUUCUAUAAUACUAUUUAUUUUGUAUUUGUAAAUACAUCUACAUCAGAUCAAAUCUUUUUUUAUUCGUGUUGGUGAACUUAUUGAGAGCUACUAACUUGUUAACUCACAGCACUGCACACCUCACAUCUCUUUAAACUAAGGCUGCAAAUAAUAGAGCAUUCAUCGUAGAUGUAUCUGCCAACAAUUCUCUUGAUUAUUUAAUUACUUGUUUUGUUUGUAAAAUGUCAGAAAAUAGUCAGAGUCCAGGUUGACGUCUUCAGAUUGGGUUUUGAACUGCUGGUUGAAUAAAACAAGCAAAGAUAUUCAAUUCACUAUUAUAUGUAUAACAAAGAAAAACAUCAAUAAAACACUGACAAAAACGGCAAAGCAUUUAAAUAUCCUAUCCACUUAUAAUGGACGGACAGGAAGAGGGGGAGACAGUUCUGCCUGACAUGUACAAGCCAUGUUUAGUACUCUAAACAUGAAUCAGGAUUCAAUAAUCUUUACAAAUCUUUAUGUGUUGAUAUUUAUUUGAUUUAAACAUUUUAAAUAUGGUCAGUUUUAGUUUGAGGUACUUGUUGUAAUGAUAAAGGUGUAGCUCAACAUUUUGGGUUCUUGUAGUGAGUCAGAUGAGGAGAUUGAUGCCACACACACUGUUCUGGUCCAUUUGUCAUCGUACAUCGUGAUGAUUAUUAUAAGCUGCAGGUGAAGACUGGAAGAUGAGCUCUGAUGAACCGAGAGAACAAAGCUGGUUUUAAAGGAAACCCAUGCUGGGUGUCAAAGGUCAUGUAACACAUGUGGUCAGAGGGGUCUUGGUUGCUUUAAGAAUGUUAUGUAAUAGAUUGACGAAUAAUGCAAAACCUUGAUCACGGUUUCAUCUUGGAGAAGAUAUGAACAGAGGAGACGUAAUGACUCGUAUGAGACGUGUCUUCUCUGUGACUUGGACUAACGUCUGUAGAGACUUUGCGAGAUAACCUGACACAUUUCUAUUGUUACUCAUGUCGAAGUCUACUUAGCACAUGUUGUCUGAUCCUGUUCAGAAGAGGAUAUUGUGUUCUGGGUAAAAGACAUUCUGCAUUGACAAAUCAAAGCUGUGUUGAAGUGGCUCAAAUAGCUGUGCUGCAAAUGUGAAACUCUAAAUGAGAAUAUGUCCGUUUACUUUAAUGCUAUUGCUGUUUUUAUCACUAGUGUUGUAUUUUGGUCACCUUGAGCGUCUCUUUCUUUGUGGUCUGUGCGUCUCUGCUCCGUAUAUUUCAUUAGUAUGUAAUGCCCACUGUACAUGACUAUUUGGAGAAAAAUAAAGGAGACGUGAUCAUU
This is a messenger RNA of Anarrhichthys ocellatus (wolf-eel), 4017 nucleotides long. RefSeq names its product neuronal acetylcholine receptor subunit alpha-7-like. Gene Ontology annotation, cellular component: postsynaptic membrane. NCBI's taxonomy places the organism in Eukaryota, Metazoa, Chordata, Actinopteri, Perciformes, Anarhichadidae. The record is from RefSeq and is a predicted model, not a curated record. Gene Ontology annotation, biological process: monoatomic ion transmembrane transport. The transcript has 10 exons. Bases 830 to 2425 code for a protein of 531 amino acids. Gene Ontology annotation, molecular function: transmembrane signaling receptor activity; acetylcholine-gated monoatomic cation-selective channel activity.